Capronia coronata CBS 617.96 is the source of this 2829-nucleotide messenger RNA. RefSeq lists its product as uncharacterized. Gene Ontology annotation, cellular component: Golgi trans cisterna; membrane; Golgi medial cisterna. The transcript has 2 exons. The coding region runs from base 1 to 2829 and encodes 942 amino acids. The record is from RefSeq and is a predicted model, not a curated record. NCBI's taxonomy places the organism in Eukaryota, Fungi, Ascomycota, Eurotiomycetes, Chaetothyriales, Herpotrichiellaceae.
AUGGGUGCCUCAGAGUCCAAGUUAGUAUUCAAGCAGGGUAUCUUCAGGCUUUCGGAGGAGAGAAACAUUCCGGCCAAUGACCCCUACUGGACAGGCUUCUGGGAGUUGCCCGAAUCUGUGGAGGAUGUCUUCAGCCUCUUCACCCAUGCCGACAUUCGCAGGACUCGAGACGCUGCCCUCGAGAACUUGGAGACCCUCAUCCUAGCCGUGACGUCGCGUCUGACCGUCUUGAAAAACCACCCCUCUUUCCCAGAUCCGGAAUUGGCACCACAAAGAGAUGCGUUGAAUUGCAUUCGCGUUCUCACUCGGUUGCUUCCCUAUGUGUACGAAGCAGAACAGUUAUCAGGAUGGGAGGAGAAGUUCUUUUGGGGGAUGCGACGACGGAGAACUAGAAGGGCAAAUGUUGCGGACGAGGUGUUGUUUGACGAACACCAAGACGACGAUGAAACCCCGGACAACCAAGAGCAGGAUUUCGAAGACGCAAAACCACUGGCCGAAGAACUGAUCGACACCUUGACCGACCUACUCUUCUACGCUGGGUUCACAAUCCCUGAGCUGCCACAGGCCAAGGGCAAGGUGACCUAUACGAUCUGGCAAAGCGGCAUUGGUUGCAAAACUUCUAUUCCGACGAACAAAGAACUCGAGAACAAUCGGUGUGAGGUCUUGAGGUUGUUAUUGACCUUUACCAGCAAGGCCAUGUACAUGCCAGCUGCGCUAUUGCCGAUUCAGGGUGUCAGAGCCAUCACUUAUAUGGCCACCAACCCUGAUAAACAGAUUGUCUUGUCCGUGUUGUGCUCUUUGAUGAACACUGCAAUCAAGUCCAACGUCACCUCCUGGAGACUCCCUUAUGAUCAUGUGGUCCGUCGAGACUCGAAACAGACACUUGUCAUAUACAGCCUGCAGCUCCUUCUGGUCCUCCUGCUCUAUCCAGUACCGGAGGGCGCAACUGGCUCGGCGGCUAAGAACUACUAUCGCCACUACCUCGGUCGCCUGCACAGACCGGAAGAUUUUCAAUUUCUAGCGGACGGCAUGACACAAGUCCUGAGCCAACCAAUGCAGGUCACCACCUCGUACCUACCGGGGAGCCAGAAGUCAGUCAAAUGGGCACCGGAGAUGAUCAUGCUCUUCUGGGAAGUGCUCCAAUGCAACAAAAGGUUUCGUGCCUUCAUUAUCGAGUCGAAUCGUGCUCAUGAUUUCGUCAUCCUCAUGCUUUUCUAUGCUAUCGAGCAUAAAACAGACGUUUCGAAGCAAGGCAUCGUGCGCAUGUGUGUAUUCGUGCUCCAAACAAUGAGUGUGGAACCGAGUUUCGGGAACAAUCUCAACAAGAGAUUUGAGGCGCAAGAUACUCUUCCGCCCUCGAUCCGAUUGAAUAACUUCAGGGGGAGCUAUGCCGAUUUUCUCAUCAUCUCCAUCCACACGUUGAUUACUGGCAGCAAGGGCAAACUUGAGGCAGUAUACCCGGCACUGCUUGCUAUCAUUAACAAUAUGGCCGCUUAUGCGCAGAACCUGUCCUUGGCCAGCAGCAGUCGGUUGGUACAGCUGCUUGCGUCGAUGGCCUCCCCCAGUUUCCUACUUGCCAACGAAGCCAACCACUUGCUUCUGCAUGCGCUUCUCGAGUCAAUCAACGCCAUGAUCGAGCAUCAGUACACCUCAAAUGCCAACCUUGUAUAUGCUGUUUGGCGAGCGAGAAAACGCAUAUUGGCUUUGAGGGAGCUCACUCUGGAAGGUGGUCAUGCUGAGAUCGAGCGAGCUGCUAGACGUCGUAAAGAGAAUGCCCUGACUGAUAUAACCGAUGGUCUGUCCCGGUCUUCUACGAUGGAUACUGUGACCUCGCACGCCCGACGUACUCCACCGUCGCCGAGUGCAGAGACCGGGGUAGACGGCACGUUCGCCAUUGGCGAUUCGGACGAUUCUGAUAACGAAGAACCGCCGACACCAUCCCAAUCCACUCAUUCAAUUGGGACAUCACGAAGUCCGUCUAUAGCAUCAUCGUCCGUAGCGGAUGAUAGUGUCCCCGUUCAGCUUCAAGGGAUGUCUGAGAAGGCGAGAGGUAAAAUGCCCGCUGGGGCUCCGACAUUCUCCCGACAGACCAGCACAGCCAGUCUUGCCACAAUUGCCAGUUACAACGCCGGCCGAAGAUCAUUCUCACCCACUCCGGAAUGGCUUGAGAGCUGGCUGCCUGAGCUACCCCUGCAUACGCUGCUCACUGUGAUCAAAGUACUCUCAACACACCCAUUGGCAUCGGAAAGGUCCCGCCGCAGUUCCCACGACGACAGCACGAAUUCUCCAUCACUUCCUUCGUCGCGUCGCUCAUCUCUCGCCAAUGACGACCGCACCCUGUCCGAUUUCCGCAGUCACAUUCCCUCGACGGCAAAUCAUCCUGCCAUUGCCGCCAUUCUCUCUUCUCCCAGCCCUGUUAGAGUUCAUCUGUUUGAAUGGUCUCCGCUUUCUCUCGGCUGGUACAUGUCUGUCCUCUGGUCAUUGAUCUUCACCGCCGAGAUGAACAUUGUGCCUACCUCAUCUACAACGGCGACCUUGACUGGCGCAGGAACCAUAGCUGCACCCGUGGGGGUCUGGAACGGUACCAACGUCAAGCUUUUCCAGGUGGCCACGGAAGGGAAGCGUGAAGGACCGAGUCUGUCGCAACCUAGAGGUGCUGUUGACGCUGUAGGAUCCAGACUGGUACAAGGCGUGCAAGGUCUUAACCUGGGCGGCCUGGUCAGUCGAGUUGGUGGGACAGGUGGCAGGAGUGCAAGUUCGCAAGGUGGUGACGGCAAUGGCAAUGGUGCCGGCACCGGUGUUGCGCGAGGCUCAGUUCGAGAGGUAUGA